AUGCCUAGACCCACGAAACGUGAGGAUGUCCUCGCACACCUGCGCGCCGCCCUUUCGAGGGGUGAGGCCAUCGUUGGCGCGGGAGCCGGCACCGGCUUGAGCGCCAAGUGCGUUGAAAGCGGUGGCGGCCAUCUGAUAAUAAUCUACAACUCUGGACGGUUUCGGAUGGCUGGCCGGGGCAGCUUGGCCGGACUGAUGCCGUAUGGAGAUGCCAACAAGAUUGUGGUCGAGAUGGCCUCCGAGGUUCUACCCAUUGUCAAGUCUACUCCCGUGCUUGCGGGUGUCUGCGGCACGGACCCGUUCAGGGAGAUGCCGUACUUCCUAUCCCAGCUGAAGGCCCUCGGCUUCAGCGGCGUCCAAAACUUCCCCACCGUCGGUCUCAUCGACGCGGGCUCUGUGUUCAGACAAAACCUGGAGGAGACAGGAAUGGGCUACGGCAUUGAGGUCGAUAUGAUCCGCGAGGCGCGCCGGCAGGACUUCUUCACCUGCUCGUACGUCUUCAGCCCUGACGACGCCAUCAAAAUGACCGAGGCCGGAUCCGAUGUUAUCGUGGCGCACAUGGGCCUCACGACUUCUGGAAGUAUCGGCGCCCAGACGGGCAUUUCGUUGGAGGAGUCGGUCAAGAGGGUACAGGAUAUCCGAGAUGCGGCAGCGAAGGUGCGGGAUGACGUGAUUGUGCUGUGCCAUGGUGGGCCGAUUGCGACACCUGAGGAUGCGGCGUAUGUGCUGGGCAAGACAAAAGGGGUUCAGGGGUUCUUUGGUGCCAGCAGCAUGGAGAGGCUGCCCACGGAGCAAGCCAUCAAGGGUGUUACAGAGGAAUUCCGGAGGGUCAAGCUAGGUGCCUAA
Molecule: messenger RNA, 846 nt
Organism: Neoarthrinium moseri
Lineage: Eukaryota; Fungi; Ascomycota; Sordariomycetes; Amphisphaeriales; Apiosporaceae
Exons: 2
Coding region: 1-846 (281 amino acids)
Molecular function (GO): catalytic activity
Source: RefSeq, a predicted model, not a curated record